AUGGCACCAAAAGAGGACUGGGAGAAGUACAAGGCACCUGCCGAAGAAGAAUCCAAGGAGGAAAAACCCAAUGUUCCUCUUUCAGAAGGAGAUAUCCAGGUUCUAAAGACGUACGGAGCAGCGCCCUAUGCUGACAAGUUGAAGAGUACAGAGAAAGAUUUGAAAGAGAUUGAAAGUCGAAUCAAGGAGAAAGCAGGUGUCAAAGAAAGUGACACCGGGCUCGCCCCCUCGCAUCUGUGGGAUAUGAUGGGGGACAGACAACGUUUGAGCGAAGAGCAUCCGUUGCAAGUGGCAAGAUGCACGAAAAUAAUCAAGCCCGAGGCGACGGAAGAGAACAAUAAUGCUGCAGAAGAAGACGAAGAAGAUUUGAAAUACGUGAUAAAUUUGAAACAGAUUGCGAAAUUCGUUGUAGGGCUCGGUGAGAGAGUCUCGCCAACAGACAUAGAAGAAGGGAUGCGUGUCGGUGUGGAUAGAUCGAAAUAUCACAUUGAAUUACCACUUCCUCCCCGAAUUGAUCCCAGUGUUACAAUGAUGACCGUUGAAGAAAAACCCGACGUCGCUUACAGUGACGUUGGUGGCUGUAAAGAACAAAUCGAAAAAUUGAGAGAAGUGGUCGAAUUGCCCUUGCUAUCACCCGAGCGGUUUGCAACGUUGGGCAUAGAUCCGCCCAAGGGUAUACUCUUGUACGGACCGCCUGGUACCGGUAAGACGCUAUGUGCACGUGCCGUCGCUAACCGAACGGAUGCGACGUUUAUUAGAGUCAUUGGGUCUGAAUUGGUCCAAAAAUAUGUCGGAGAAGGUGCCAGAAUGGUUCGGGAAUUGUUUGAAAUGGCGCGAACCAAAAAAGCCUGUAUUAUAUUUUUCGACGAAAUCGACGCUGUUGGUGGUGCCCGGUUCGACGACGGUGCCGGUGGUGACAACGAAGUGCAAAGAACCAUGUUGGAAUUGAUUACACAAUUAGAUGGAUUUGAUCCGCGUGGUAACAUCAAAGUGAUGUUUGCCACUAAUCGUCCUAACACAUUGGAUCCUGCGUUGUUAAGACCGGGGAGAGUCGAUCGUAAAGUAGAAUUCUCUUUGCCGGACUUGGAAGGUAGGGCCAAUAUUUUCCGUAUUCACUCCAAAUCUAUGAGUGUUGAACGUGGAAUUAGAUGGGAAUUGAUUUCAAGACUAUGUCCAAACUCGACGGGUGCGGAACUAAGAUCCGUAUGCACAGAAGCGGGCAUGUUUGCCAUUAGAGCAAGAAGGAAAGUCGCCACGGAGAAAGAUUUUUUGAAAGCUGUCGACAAAGUCAUAAACGGGUACAAGAAGUUCAGCUCAACUUCGCGCUAUAUGCAAUACAAUUGA
Lachancea mirantina is the source of this 1344-nucleotide messenger RNA. The record is from the annotation of a GenBank genome assembly. NCBI's taxonomy places the organism in Eukaryota, Fungi, Ascomycota, Saccharomycetes, Saccharomycetales, Saccharomycetaceae.